AUGUCAAAUACAUAUUUACCACGUCACAAUGUCGCUUUUGUGAAACUAGCUCUCCAACACGUCUUCGCUGUCGUUUUAUCUGCUGAUUCUUUCAAAGAACUUGUAAAGAGCAAAAGUCUUGAAGAUUUUGUAACAUGUCAGAAAUUAUCGUACUCACUGCCAAACCCCACGCUUAUAAUCAUAAUCUUCGGAAAACAAUCGCGAAACUUGUUUGAUUUAUCGAUCUCGCUAUUCGACUAUUAUCGAACACAGCUAAAUUAUGUUAAUAACGCAAAGGAAUUUGCCACUUACUUGGCGCAAAUCAGUCGGGCACUAGCGAAAUUAGAGAAACCUUCGGGCAAGCAGGAUCGUUUAAUUGUGGAUGUUGAGAAGGGUGUGAAAGAUGCCGCUCCAGAAGAACUGAUUCGAGAUUGGUGGAACAAGAUGUUGGCCGUGAUUGCUCGAAUGCAUGAUGCGCAUCGCCGUGCAAUCAUAGCAGCAUAUCCUAAUCCGAUAGUAGCUAGUAAACGAUUUGCAGAGAUGGGUUAUGCACGAGCCGUCAAAGAGCUAACGGAACUUCGGUCCGAAUCUGGUCGACGUUUAGGACCUGUAAUGGCGCAUCGACUCUUUAUGAUACUAACUGAUGGUGUGAAAGAUGCCGCUCCAGAAGAAUUGAUUCGAGAUUGGUGGAACAAGAUGUUGGCUGUGAUUGCUCGAAUGCAUGAUGCUCAUCGCCGUGCAAUUAUAGCAGCAUAUCCUAAUCCGAUAGUAGCUAGUAAACGAUUUGCAGAGAUGGGUUACGCGCGAGCCGUCAAAGAGCUAACGGAACUUCGGUCGGAAUCUGGUCGACGUUUAGGACCUGUAAUGGCCCAUCGACUCUUCAUGAUACUAACUGAUGUUACUGGCAGAGAAAUUGUUGCAUAG
Molecule: messenger RNA, 903 nt
Organism: Strongylus vulgaris
Lineage: Eukaryota; Metazoa; Nematoda; Chromadorea; Rhabditida; Strongylidae
Source: the annotation of a GenBank genome assembly